GCUGAUAAGAAAAUAUUAUUGAAUAAGAAUGAUAGUAAAUUGCAGGUGAGUUGUUUGUUAUGUGUGAUGGAGUUGAUCGAAGAGGAAAAUGAUGAAGGGAUGAUUCCUUUUAAGAGAUCAAUAAAACAUAGGUUGUUGUUGAAAGAGUUGCAAUACCAUAUUGAAGAUUGGUCAAUACAAUCGAUUUGA
Messenger RNA from Funneliformis caledonium, 189 nucleotides. Lineage: Eukaryota; Fungi; Glomeromycota; Glomeromycetes; Glomerales; Glomeraceae. The record is from the annotation of a GenBank genome assembly.